Maniola jurtina (meadow brown) is the source of this 4029-nucleotide messenger RNA. RefSeq names its product hexokinase-2-like. NCBI's taxonomy places the organism in Eukaryota, Metazoa, Arthropoda, Insecta, Lepidoptera, Nymphalidae. Gene Ontology annotation, biological process: intracellular glucose homeostasis; glucose 6-phosphate metabolic process; glycolytic process. Gene Ontology annotation, molecular function: glucokinase activity; ATP binding; mannokinase activity. The transcript is spliced from 11 exons. The record is from RefSeq and is a predicted model, not a curated record. Gene Ontology annotation, cellular component: mitochondrion; cytosol. Bases 224 to 1732 code for a protein of 502 amino acids.
CAGACAGGCAGUAUCGGUUCGAGCGCGGCCGGUUCUGGCUGUAGGAACAACUUACAAGAUUUUCAGUUCUCAUUCAGUUAUCGCGUAACCGUAGUGAAAAUAGCACGCGUUUCGGUUUCAAUAAUAAUAUUAUCGCCGGCCUUCUGUCGUCUAUUUCGAUUCGUUGUGCGACCAACAUUUGACAUUUGGACCCAUAAAUAAGCAGUAAGAACACAACACAGACAUGUCAGCAGCGGUAGAGAAUAGUCCCGCGGUGGAGGCGCUGGUCAACGGCCACGCCGGCCCCUACCUCAACGGCGCGACCAACGGCACCACCAACGGCACGACCAACGGCGCAGCCCUGACCAACGGCGCUCUGACCUGGGAGCAACAGUUCCUGCCGCCCGCGCUGCAUCUGGACGACAGGGCCAGAGCUAUCAAGAUCUGUCAGCGGCUGUCGGGGCUGGUGCUGUGCGGCGCCACGCUGCGGCGCGUGGGCGAGGUGUUCCAGCGCGAGCUGGAGAGCGGCCUGCGCGAGCGCCCCUCCAGCCUGCAGAUGGAGAACACAUACGUGCCGGAACUGCCCGACGGCACCGAGGAAGGAGUGUUCCUAGCGCUGGACCUGGGCGGCACCAACUUCCGCGUGCUGCUGCUGGAGCUGCGCGCCGGCCAGCUGCUGCGCGAGGAUGUCAAGCACUACCACAUCAGUGACGCCCUGCGUGUCGGCUCGGGCGAGGAGCUGUUCAACUUCCUGGCCGACUGCGUGCAGGACUUCGUGCAGGCCGAGGGCAUGGAGAACGAGCAGAUGUCACUGGGUUUCACAUUCUCGUUCCCGAUGAAGCAGCACUCGAUCUCGUCGGGCGAGCUGAUCACGUGGACGAAGAGCUUCAAGUGCGGCGGCAUGGCCGGCGUGGACGUGGCGGCGCUGCUGCAGCGCUGCCUGCUGCGGCGCGGCCUGCGCGUCACCGUGCAGGUGCUGCUCAACGACACCACGGGCACGCUCGUCGCCGGCGCGCACUCCGACCCCGACGUCGCGAUAGGGGUGAUCCUGGGCACGGGGUCCAACGGCUGCUACAUGGAGAAGGCGGAGCGCGUGCAGCACUGGGAGGCCAAGCACGACCGCGUGCAGGACGUGGCCGUCGACAUCGAGUGGGGGGCGUUCGGCGACAACGGCUGCCUGUACUUCCUCAGAUCUGAGUUCGAUAAGGAGGUCGAUGACAACUCCUUGCUGCCUACGUCGUUUACUUUCGAGAAGUACAUCGGCGGCAAGUACCUGGGCGACGUGCUGUGCGCGGCGCUGCGCGGCCUGGCGCGCGACGCGCUGUUCCCCGCGCCGCCCCAGUGGGGCAGCCUCACCUCCGCACACCUCAGCUUAUUUGAGGAAGAGAACCUGGUGGGCGCGUGGGCGCAGACGCUGGAGGCGCUGCGCGCGGCGUGCUGCGGCGCGCCCGUGUCGCGCCACGACGCGCUGGUCGCGCAGCACGUGGCGAGGAUCAUCUCCAACCGCGCCGCGCAACUCGUCUCUGUCUGCAUAGCCACCCUGCUGCGUCGCAUGAACCGAGCGCACGCGGCGGUGGCGGUGGACGGCUCCGUGUUCAAGAAGCAUCCGCGCAUCAGCUCGCUCAUGGAGAAGUACAUCGCACUGCUCGCUCCACACCACAAGUUCACACUGCAAGCGGCAGAGGACGGCAGCGGCAAGGGCAGCGCGCUCACCGCCGCCAUCGCCGCGCGCGUCGCCGCACGCUCUCCCUAGCCGCCUGCCGCCGCGUCGUCACCGGUGACUCAACUCAUCACACACCAUCACAAUGCACCUAUUGGCUCGGGAUAACGAUAAAUUAUCCAUCUCACGAUUUUUAUCUAAUAUCCCACACAUUUGACGCUAGAAGAAUUUAAAAACUUCAAUUGUACAUUUUAGUUAAUUGCGGGAUCUAAGUUUAUUCUUUUCGUCGGUAAAACUAAGUAUAGCUCUAAAUCUUCAACAUUACGAUGCUUGACGCAGCUCUUGCGAUCAUGUAAGAAGAGUGAAAGACAUUGAUUUUUUAAGUAUUUUAUCACUUCAAAGCUUACGUUUUUGUUAUAAAAACUCAAAGAUUGCGGUUGUUAAUAAAUUAAUUUAAUUUGAAUUAUUUCAAUACGGUUAAUGUUAUUUCUGGUUUGACUAGCGCCAAAUUACCUGCAUUAUAGGGCAUUUCGAAAUAAUUUCCUAGCAAGAACUUCUUUACGGUUUGCAUUCCAUGUUUGUUGUUUAUAGAUUUAUAAUUACGAGAUAUGUAUGCACAUAUUAUUUGUUACAUGAUACUCUAAAGUGCAUUUUUCAUAAAGAAUGUCUACCUUUAACACAGAUUUAAAAUAUAACUGUACAUAUCACCUUGCGUCGAAGACAUUCAUAAUAUUUGCGAGGUUGUUUGACCCUAUGGCCAUUUUUGGUAUUAUUUCAUCAUUCAUAGGAUACUUGUAUGGUACUCGUUUAUCAGCGAAUUAUCUAAUGUUUUUUUUUUUAUUUCUUGACACUGAAACUGAUUAAUGGAUAUGAUAUCAUACGUGUCAAAGCAGACAAAAUUCGUCUAAAAAAGGCUGUUUGUGAAAAUUACUGAAAGUGUGUAUUAAUUAAUUAUUAGGGUUAGAUUUUAGAGUUGUGUAUAUUGUAUUGUAUCUAUUGAUUGAGGAUUAGGAUGUAUAAACCCCGACGAAGUAGGUACGUCACAUACCUACUGAUUCAGGUUAAUAACAAUCGUUUAUUAAAAGUUGAUAAUUUAUUAUUAAACCACGAAAGGUUUAAUAAAAAUUAGAAACAAAAAUCAAAAGAUAAUAAUCUUUGUUCACAUACGAGGGUAGAGAUACACAUUGACGGGCGAUGCCAAGUCUAUAUUGUGUUAAUAAUAAAAUGAGUGUAUUAUGGAUUAAACUUAUGGCUUGCGGUAACGACGGAUGUUGUGGAGGUUUGCUGCAGAUAAUUUGUUGUAAAGUUAUAUACAUUUUGUUUAUACAAUUAUAAUUAAGUUAAAUAUUACUUGUGCCAUACUCAUUAGUUGUAAUGAUAACUGUAAACAGCAGAGCUUGCUAAUCUUCUCAACACAACUACCCUGUGAUCUAUUGGACUGGAAUUUUUGAUUGAUAAAUAUUAUGUUUUACAGCUUGAUUAGUACUAUCUAAUUUAAUCUUUACACUUUAAAUUAUUAUCUUCUUACUAUCUUUACAAACAGAUAUAAAGAAAAUUAUAUACCUAAUUGAUUACGGAAUUUGUUAUGAGUAUCUUUAAUGAUUAUAAAAUUGACAGCGUUUUUGCGCAUACCAAAAUAUUUAUCGAUUAAUCGAAUUUCAAUCCGAUCCCAGAAUGUGACCAAUUAGUUAACACAAGCACCUGCCCUAAGUGGAAUAAUUCACUGUUAUAUCGUAGUCAUAGUCAACAUAAAAGUAGCUCGUUAAUUUAGUUUAGAAGUAUCAGGGUUGGGCCGAGCUAGCUAGAUAUUAGAAAAAAUCAAAAGACUUGUAAAACGGCAACUUUUGUAUAGAAACGUUUACUGUAAUGAUAACCGUAUUAUAAUUUAUACAAUAGUUAAAUGUAACUAUUAUUUUGUGUAGAAAGUAGGUAUAAAUAAUGAAAUGAUAUUUUUCGAAAUAAUAUCAUUAAGAUAUAAUUGUUAUUUAAAAUAUUAUGAUUGAUUGUAAAGCUAUCGAGUAAUUGUUAAGGCAUCGACAUUCAAAUUAUUGUAUCUUGCAUUAUCAUUUAUCUGACGUACCUAUCUAACAUUUUUGAUAAAUGUUCUGUUGUACUCUCAUUAUUUAUUUAUUUUUGGAAAAUAUUUACCUGAGUAUAAAAGGUAAUUUAACUCAAGAAGAUUCGUAAAUACCUAUACUCUUGAGAGAAUAACAAGGUGUUUCGACAGUAAAACAUUUUAUUUUAUUAAGUAGUUAUAGCCUUUUAUUUAUUUACAAAAACAUAAAAAUUACAUUAAGUUUAAUAAAACAUAUCUUAACUAUUAAAGGUUCAACAUAUAAACUAUUUUUUACUAGUAAACAUUCAAAUUAUAUCAUUAUUGAAGUUAUAUU